AAUUAGUUCUUAAUCUUCAUCUCAAAGUUCUCUUUCUCCGUAACUGCAAUUUUAACAGAAAAAAAAAAGAAGUGAAAAUGCAGAUGAAGAUUGAGAUAGUCUCUGAAGAUCAAUGCAAACCAUCAUCUCCGAUUCCAGACCACCUUAAGAGCUACAAACUCUCUUUGCUAGAGCAGAUAGCUCCCAUGUUUUAUGUGCCAGUCAUUCUUUUCUACUCAGCUCCUGAAAACAUUGACGAUACCACCAUUGUUGAUAAGCUGAAUAACUCUUUAUCGGAAACCUUGACCGGUUUCUACCCUUUGGCCGGAAGGAUUGAGGGCAAUGCAUCCGUGGAUUGUGAAGACGGAGCUGUUGCCUUCGCAAGAGCUAGAGCUAACAUUCAGCUCUCUGAGAUACUAAAAAUUCCAGAAAUGGAUUUAGUGCAACAACUUCUUCCACUUGAUCCCUACAAUAUUAGAAUGGACAAGGCAGUUGCAGCCAUGGCCAUUCAAUUGAACUUCUUUGACUGCGGUGGCAUGGGCAUUGUAAUCUGCCUUUCCCACAAGAUCGCAGAUGGUGCAACAUUGUCUUCGUUCCUUGAUGCUUGGGCUACAAGGUCACGCGGUGUUUUUGAAAACAUCACUCCCUCCCUAAAUUCAGCCAACAUCUUUCCACCUAGGGACAAACAAAUCUUCAUGCCAUCCAAUUUGAUCAAGAGAGAAAAGUUCGUGACAAAGAGGUUUGUGUUUGAUGCAUCCAGCUUGGCCAAGCUGAAAGUCAAAGCAUCCAAGGGAUUGUGCACGGACGGCCGUGCUCCCACUCGUGUGGAAGCUCUGACAGCCCUUAUAUGCAAGUCGAGCAUGAACGCAAAGAUUGGUACAUUGGGUAGGGGCAGGCCAUCAAUGGCGAUAUCCCAUGUGGGGUAUUUAAGGGAACGAAUGGCUCCACCUUUGCCAGAGCAUUCUUUUGGUAAUAUCUGGCGGGUUGCUGUUGCAUCCAUAAUGAAAGAUGAAAGCAAACCAGAGUUGCAUGACUUCGUGGUCCAAUUAAGAAAAGUAAUAAGGAAGAUCGAUGAUGAUUGUGUGAGGAAACUGCAAGGUGAAGACGGGUUUUCACAUGCUUGUGAGCCUCUAAAAGAAACGAGUGAAUUGGUCUCCGAAGGAGAGGUUGAGUUUUUCAGGUUCAGCAGUUGGAUUAGGUUUUCCCUAUACAACACUGAUUUUGGAUGGGGAAAACCCACCUGGGCAUGCAUUAGUAAUGUGCCCAUCAAGAAUGUUGUCAUACUGUUGAGUAGUAGCUCGGGUGACGGAAUAGAGGCAUGGGUGACCUUGGACGAAGAAGACAUGGCUAAAUUUGAAAGUGAUCACGAGCUCCUAGAAUUUGUUUCUGUGGCACCAAGCUCUUAAGCCUAUGUAACUGGGUUUAUGUCUUCCAGCCAGUCCUAUGGUUCAACUAGUUGAUGUUCAUAGUUUACACAUUUGUAAAUUAUCAUCA
Messenger RNA from Malus domestica (apple), 1473 nucleotides. RefSeq names its product stemmadenine O-acetyltransferase-like. The record is from RefSeq and is a predicted model, not a curated record. Lineage: Eukaryota; Viridiplantae; Streptophyta; Magnoliopsida; Rosales; Rosaceae.